Xiphias gladius (swordfish) is the source of this 1200-nucleotide messenger RNA. RefSeq names its product aquaporin 7 (gene aqp7). Bases 167 to 1117 code for a protein of 316 amino acids. Gene Ontology annotation, molecular function: water channel activity; glycerol channel activity; urea transmembrane transporter activity. Gene Ontology annotation, cellular component: plasma membrane; basolateral plasma membrane. The transcript has 6 exons. The record is from RefSeq and is a predicted model, not a curated record. NCBI's taxonomy places the organism in Eukaryota, Metazoa, Chordata, Actinopteri, Istiophoriformes, Xiphiidae. Gene Ontology annotation, biological process: water transport; glycerol transmembrane transport.
CACACAGACGAAGAGAAAGUGAGGGGAGAAGACAAGAAGAGAAGUUAGAGGAGAGGGGGAAAACAGCCCGAACAGACUUGUAGGUGGACAACUGUGGGAUGUGGUUUACUAAAUUAAAACAUAAUUUCUACUAAAACAAAAGGGGCAGAGGAGAGAAGAAGAGGAAAUGAAGGACAUGGUGCAGUCAGCAGAACUAGAAGUCUCUCAGCGGAAAGGAAUUAAAGUAACUCAACCCAGAGUUUGGCUAAAGAAUGACACUGUCCGUGUGGGACUUGCUGAAUCCCUUUGCACGUAUGUCAUGAUGGUGUUUGGCCUGGGGUCUGUGGCCCAGGUAGUGACAGGACAGGGAGCAUUUGGACAGUACCUCAGCAUCAACCUGGGUUUUGGACUGGGGGUCGCUAUGGGGGUACACGUUGGAGGGAAAGUCUCAGGGGCUCAUAUGAAUGCUGCAGUGUCACUCACAAUGUGCACAUUUGGUCGCCUUGCGUGGAAGAUGUUGCCUGUGUAUGUUUUUGCACAGCUAUUGGGGUCAUUUCUGGCAGCAGGGACAAUUUAUGCUGUCUAUUAUGAAGCCAUACAUGAUUAUUGUGGAGGAAACCUGACUGUAACUGGUGUAAAGGCCACAGCUGGUAUCUUCGCCACCUAUCCUGCACCGUACCUCUCCUUGCUGGCUGGAUUCAUUGACCAGGUGUUUGGCACAGCUAUGCUGCUGCUGUGCCUGAUGGCUCUGUCGGACCAGAAGAACAAACCGGCCGCAGCAGGCAACGAGCCUGUCACGGUGGGUCUCCUGGUGCUGCUCAUUGGCAUUUCUCUGGGCAGCAACAGUGGCUAUGCUAUCAACCCCACCAGAGACAUUGCACCCAGGGUCUUCACUGCCAUAGCAGGCUGGGGAGCUGAUGUGUUCAGGUCUGGAAAUGGGUGGUGGUGGGUGCCUUUAGUUGCUCCCCCCAUUGGAGGUGUAUUGGGUGCGGGUCUCUACAAGGCCCUGGUGGAACUGCAACACCCAGCCCUCUCUGAGCAGGUUGGAGGGCUGGUGGAGGAGACUGCUCCCCUGAGAAACAGAAAAACACCUGUGCAAAUGGAUGUGUGUGAGAAACCCGGCUAUGUAAAUUGUUAAAGGCAUGUAUAGCUGUGUGGAUGUCUGUAUGCAGUUGACACAUUCCAUGAUGAUGAAGGGUAAAAAAAAAAAAAAAAAAAAAA